This is a messenger RNA of Eruca vesicaria subsp. sativa (arugula), 981 nucleotides long. NCBI's taxonomy places the organism in Eukaryota, Viridiplantae, Streptophyta, Magnoliopsida, Brassicales, Brassicaceae. The record is from the annotation of a GenBank genome assembly.
AUGACAACAUUGCCGAGGCCUGACGUUGGAGGAAGAGCCAGCGACAGACACUCCUUGAAGAAGCAACGUCUUGCUUCUGUUUCUGAAAGCGAAUCCUCGGAGGAGGACUCAAGUUCCGAUGAAGAAGAUGACGUGGGAGACUCAGACGAUAGCUGUGAAAGAGUUCCACUGGUGCUGAGUGACGAUAGCGAUUCUGAUGAGGAGAAAAGGCUUACGGGUCUUCUUCGAUCAAGAAGACCAAAGAGGCUUUCACCACCCAAAUCCAUGACCCUACCGAACUCGGAUGUUCUUGAUUGCCCAUGUUGCUUCAAGCCAUUGAGGAGGCCUGUCUUUCAGAAUAAAUGCUCUUUCUGCGCAUUGCCCAUUGGGAACAUUCGAUGCAGAGCCAUGGAGAAAGUCAUAAAAACAUGCUUAGUCGCAUGUUCAAAUGCGAAAUACGGGUGUAAACAGAGCACUAGAUAUGGCAAAGAAGUAGCAGACCAUGAGAAGAUGUGUGUUUUCGCUCCAUGUUCAUGUCCUGUACGAAACUGUAACUUUGUCGGUUCCUACAAGGUUCUUAACAACCACUUCCGCGCUACACACAAACGGAGUCCCGGUGAAAUCAUGUCGUUUGUGUUUAAUAGUUCUAAACUAUUUGGCCUACACCUGGAUCGUAUUGAUGAUCCGGUUAUUUUUCAGGAAGAGAAAGAAGGUGAUCUUGUUGUAGUUCAGGGUUUCAAAGGUUCCCAUGGUGUGUAUGUGACUGUGAAACGUAUUGCACCUAUUGCUAAAGAAAUUCGUAAACUCUCCUGCAGUAUAGCCAGGCUCAAAGAUCAUACCACACUACGUCUUGGGUUCCAGGUGAAAAAUGUUCACAAAGUGGGAGAAAAGAAAGAGCAGCCUGAAGAUAGUUUCAUGCUGAUUCCAUCUCAUAUGUUGGGUGGUAAUGACCUAAAGAUGCAGAUUUGUAUUGGGGAUGAACAUGUGUAUACUCAUAUCUGA